Molecule: messenger RNA, 3434 nt
Organism: Trichechus manatus latirostris (Florida manatee)
Lineage: Eukaryota; Metazoa; Chordata; Mammalia; Sirenia; Trichechidae
Gene: FANCB
Product: FA complementation group B
Exons: 11
Coding region: 172-2760 (862 amino acids)
Biological process (GO): negative regulation of double-strand break repair via homologous recombination; positive regulation of double-strand break repair via homologous recombination; interstrand cross-link repair
Cellular component (GO): Fanconi anaemia nuclear complex
Source: RefSeq, a predicted model, not a curated record
AUGCAGUGCGCUGGCGGGAGGUUCGGAGCUUUUGGCUGCUGCACCCCGGUAGGGCGCCGGAGAGGUGCUGGCUGCACGACCUGGGAGCAGGGGCGCGCUGAGGUUUAAAGUAUCAACUAGAAUCAAUUUGCAUUUGAAAAUCAGAUCAACACGAAGACUUGAUAUUGUGGCAUGAUUAGCAAGCAAGCAAUGUCAUCUAACGAACAAGAAAGACUCUUGUGUUAUAAUGGGGAAGUCCUUGUUUUUCAGUUGUGUAAAAGAAAGUUUGCCGAUACAGGGGCUGCAAAAACACCCAUAUUACAUGUCAGAAGAAUGGUGUUUGACAAAGGAACAAGAGUAUUUGCUCAGAAGUCCACUGGGUUUUUUUGCAUGGAGGAAGAAAACUCUCAUUUUAAAAUUAUUUGUUGCAGCUGCGUGUCAGACUUGAGAACUGGACUCAGCCUUCCUCAUGUUAUGAUACAAAGCGAAAAAGAUAACGUUUUCAAUUAUUUUCUGCUGUUGCUUCACAGUACCAAUAAAUUCGAAAAGCGAUUGAGUUUUAAACUAGGCUAUGAGUUGAAGGACAGCUUAAGGGUUCUUAAUGGUCCUUUAAUUUUAUGGAGACACGUCAAAGCAGUCUUCUGUAUCUCUUCCAAAACUGGCACAGUUGUUAGUGUGCCAGUUAACUUUUCCUCUGUUGUGUGGGCAGGGGAGAUUGGAAAUCUAGGUAUCGUUUUAUUGGGAUGCACCCAGAGACCUUCAAAGUCAGAUUGUGCUAUUUGGAAUACGAAAUUUUGUGUAUACUCUCUUGACCACCAAGAAAUCUUACCUGAUACAUAUGUUAUCCCUCAUGCUUAUAGCAGUGUGGUAACUUGUGUGCAUGUCUGUGCAACUGAGUUAGUUAACAACCAGUUAAGAAUGUCUCUGAUUGCCCUUACUCAAAAGAAUCAGCUGAUUUCAUUCCAUAAUGGUACUCCUGAAAGUGUGUGCCAGCUUCCAUUUGGAGAUCCUUGUACAGUUCAACUUAUGGAUUCGAGUGGAGAAGACUCCCUUUUCAUUGUAUCUUUUAGGUCCAGUGAUGCUUGUGCUGUUUGGAAAAAGAACUUUCAGAUUGCCACUAAGUGGGAAAAAAUUUUCUCAGUACUGAUCGAUGACUUUAUUGGAGCUGGAACUGAACAAGUGCUGCUACUCUGGAAGAGCUUCUUGGACUCUGAUUGCCUGACUUCAUUUAAAAUAACAGAUCUCGUCAGCAUAAACUAUUCAAGUGAUGCGUUGGAUUGCAGUGAAGAUAUUUUAAUUGAAGACAUCGAGAAGAAUUCUCCUCAUUCUUUGGUGAUUCCAGCUUUAGAAAGAAGAUUGAAAAUUGGUUUGGCUUCAGUUCAGGAUUUACAGCAGCAUCUCCUGCUUAAGGAAAAAGUUAUUUCAAAAUCUUGCAAAGCUUUAAUAAACCUGGUUCAAGGGAAGACUGAUAUAACAUCAAGUACAGAGGAGGAGUACCUUGUUCCUCUUUGUGGUGAAAAAGAAAAUCCUGUGCAUACCUUUGAUGAAAAGAUAUCAGAUGAUUUAAAAGAUUCAGAACAUCUAAUAGAGAAGAUGUGGUAUCGUGUAAUGGAUGAUAGCUUGGUUGUUGGAGUGAAAACCACAUCUUCUUUGCAACUGUCUCUGAAUGAUGUGACUUUAUCGCUGUUAUUGGAUCAAGCUUGUGACUCCAGCUUUCUGCUUAAGUGUCAAAAUAGGGUGAUUAAGUUGAGUACGGGUUCUUUACCAGCAUCACCUUCUAUGCCAUAUGAAGUCGGAUCAGAGGCAAAAAGAAUCAAGUUAACCCUUCAUAGCAAGGAAGAGAAAAGCUUUGUUUGUCAACAACCAUCUAAGAAAGAUUGUGUACAGAUAAUUACUGCCGUAACAUCUCUUCCACCACUUUUAGCACUCAAUAAUUUCUGUUGCAUUGUACUGCUACAAAUUAGGGAGAGAAAAAAUGGUAACCAUUCUGAAAAUCGUUCUGUUCCUUGUGGCAGACUUUUUUUAAGUCUGGAAGAUAUUUCAAGGGGGAAAUACCUAGUGACAUUUCCAAAGAAUGAAUCUGUAGAAAACAUGGAAGAUUUUUUUGUACUUCUCGCAGCAUUACACAAAUUUUGUUUUCAAAUCACAUCAUCUGGCCAUACCCUGACUUCAAUGAGGACAUGGCUCUUAGAAUACAUGCAAUGUGAAGUAAUCAAAGAAUUUCCGGAAAUGUGGUUUUGUAAAAGGCCAGGAAGUUUUUAUGGGACACUCUUCAACUGGAAACAAAGAACGCUAUGCGAAGGAAUUUUAAUAGUCUAUUGCAGGAAUCAAACUGUUUUGUUCCAGUGCCUUCAUUAUCUCAUCAGAGUUCUCCCUGUAAACUGUUUCUUCAAAAAAUUAAAAUUAGGAAGUGAAGAUUUCCUAAUUGACCAUUUGGCAUUAACCUUGGAGAAGGAACUGGUUACCCUUACUAGUUCUCUUUUUUCUGCCUUAGCUGAGGUUGAAAGCAACUUUGUACAGCAGUAUGAAGCAAGCAAAAAUAAGAGCAGUGUCAUUGUGGCUUCCUUAUCAGACAGAGAGGAAAAAAUACAUCCGUACAGAAAAGAACUUCAGAGAGAAAAGCAGCAAAUCACAUUGGGAAUGAACCUAAAAAACACAGCAACUAUGGGAUCAUGUGUUGAUACGGAGAUACCAUACAAUCUCAGCGGUGUGGAAUGCUGUGCUAACACAUGGAGAACAGUGGUCGUGCCCAGUCUCCCAGAUCUGCUGAAGACUUUGUAAGAAUCGUGCAAUUCGAGAUGAAAAACGUUCAUGAAUUCUUCUAUGCAAGAUAGAAAAUGAAUGAUGGGGGAAGAAACAGGAAAAAGAGAAAGAUCAUUUUAACAGGUGGGAUUUAAAAAUCGAAAUGUAGGUUGUCUUGCAUUGUACAUUAUCUGUCCUUCUCGCCUCCCCAACAGGCUUGGAAGCAUUUAGAAGGCUGGGUCAGCCGGUCAUAUAUUUGUUUUUAUCCUUCCCGGUAAUUGGCAAUGUGAGUAUAUUGCUGGAACUAAAAAUAUUUUUUAAGCUAGCACAUAUUGAAGCACUAUGCUAAGCACGUUAAAAUUACCUAAUUUAAUCCUCACUAAAGAGGAAUUUUUUUUAUUGCUCCGGUAAAUGUUUACAGAUGAGGAAACCAAGGUUUAGAGAGGUUAAGUAACUUGCCUAAAGUCAUGCCGCAAGUUAUUAGAUAAGCAAAGACUCCGUAUCUCGUCAUUCUGAUUCCAAAUACCUGAACUUGAACCACUUUGUGGCACUGCCUUCAUUACAAUGUCCUCUCUCUCUCCUGACCAGCUAACCGUGGUCUAGCAGGGUUUUCCAUUGGUCUGUAAGCUCCUGGGAUGAUUUGAUCCUUUACAUCUGACCUCUUUAAUCGUGGGCGUUGUUUCACAGUUCAUUUUGGUUUGGGAUAGAAAAAG